UCCCUUCUCCUCCUCCCCUCCCCUCUGCCUCUCUCGUCCUCUCUCCUCCCUGUCCUUCCUCCUCCUCUCCCAGGCUGUCAUCUGCCAGUCUCCUUGUGCAGACUGUUGCACAUAAAUAGUUAAAUCAGUCACUGUCCAUUACCAUCAACACGUGUUUGAAAAUAUGUACAACACAAUUAAAACCACCUUAAAACAAUUAGAACAUGUAGAGGAUCAUUCUUCACUAAAAGAAUGGAAGUGCUGACAAAAACAAAAUUAUCCUGGAUUUGUUUCUUUGUGGCUCACACACACACUGUGCCCAACUCUAACCCCGAAAAAGGGAACUGCAAGGCUAUUUUUACAUUUAGUUGUUGUAAAGAAUCGUCAUUCAUAUUACGUACAUAUUAGUAAAAAAAUCAAUACAUGCCCUAUCUCAAAUUAACUAUAUACAAUGUUAUGAAACAGACGCAUACAAGGCAACAUGUUUUUUAGAUAUUUUUUCUAGACUGCUGAAUUGAAUGAGUGCAAUAGAAUUUAAUUCAUCUUAUCAACUUCAAGACAAUUUUGCCAACAACAACUAUAUACUUGUUAACUCAUACAGAUCAUGUUGGAACAUUUCUGCGAUAAAAUGCCUGCUACACAACCUGUACUUAUUGGCUUGUACAUUGCACUGAAUCUCAUUGAGAUAUUUGUCGAUAGGCCUAACAUCAGGGUCCAUGUUUAUUACCUAUCUCUUGGCUAGUCGAAUUUCCAUUGGAAAAGGAAACAGUUUUACUUUCUGCUGAUCUGAUCCUCUGUUUUGUGUGUGAUGACGAUGUCCUACACAGCCAAAUGCUCAAUAGUGGGGCAUCAUCUAAAUAUAUAUGCGAGUUGAGAAAGACAAAAAAGGAUUAAUGUUGUUUGCCGUCCAAGUUUCUCUUUUUGCUUACAGUGACUAGUGAGCAGGAAGGGACAACCUUACGUCUCAGUUCGAAUGAACUCUCAUUCUCACCCAUGGCGAGACCAGAGCUGUGAAAAUCAACCUGGAAAGACUGCAGUUAAUUUUUCAAAAUGUUCCGACUGGCAGUAGCACCCUUUUGGGUUCACUGCCCUCGAGUCAGAGCCUGUCUGUCAGGCAGCAGGAGCUACGCUGUGUCCGGCGGUGGAAAUGAAAGGGCCGAGAACAAACUCACAGUGAACUCUCUGUACAGUUUGUCAGUAGAUAUUAGAAAAAUCCGCAAGCUGAAAGGCUGGGUCCUUCUACAAGACAUUGCCUACGUCGAUGAAACUGCUUCUGUUUUAAAAGAGCUGGGCGCUGAAGCCACUCUAAUAGCUACAGUGCUGGAACAGUGCCCAGAGGCUGUGCUGUGCACCCCAGCAGAAGUCCGGGCCCAGAGAGAGCUGUGGAUGUCAGUGUGUCCCACAGAGAAGGAGCUGCUGAGGAUCAUAGAGAAGUUCCCCCACUCAUUUUUCACUGCCAGUCAGCACAUCAACCAGAAGGCAAACAUACAGUUCUUCCAAAGAUUAAAGAUCAACAAGAGGACCAUCAUAAAACUGAUGGCGAGUGCAUCUCAGAGCUUCAGCAACCCAGUGGAGCAGAAUGAGCAGAUGAUCAGCACUUUGCAGGACAUGUAUCGGAGCCUCGGAGGAAAGGAAGGCAAUCUGCAAAUUUGGUUACAGAAACUUUUGACCCAAAACCCAUUUAUUUUAAUGAAGGCCCCUGAGACCUUAAAGGAGAACCUGAAGUUCCUUCAGAAAAAGGGAUUUUCCAGUGAAGAACUCCUUUUGCUUUUGUCUAAACUAAGAGGAUUUAUUGCUGAGCUUUCUCCUUGCAGAAUGGAAGAGACCCUGACAUGCUCCAAGGCAGUGCUGCGCUGCACCGAGUGGGAGCUGAAAGAGAUUGUCUUAAAAUGCCCAGCUCUCCUCUACUACUCUGUCCCGGUUCUGUCUGAUCGCUUACAAGGUCUUUUAAGCAGAGGCAUCAGUGUGGACCAAAUAAAAGAAUCUCCAUCAGUAUUAGAGUUGACUACACAGAUAGUACAGUAUCGUAUUCAGAAACUCAGUGCAUCAGGUUAUGAUAUAAAAAAGGGCAGCCUUGAGCCUCUUAAUGGGACAAACAAAGAUUUUGAGCUAAGUUACGAGAAGUUACACCUGCGAAAGCAGCGGCCACUUUUUAAUCCAGUUGCUCCCUUGACAAUAGAGGAAUAAUUACAGUAGUGUUGGGUGGUGAAUUUGACAAAAUCCUUGACAUUUUAUUCAAAGACAUACAUGUAUUCAUUGUUUUAUUUAAAAUUUGAUUAGGCUAUAAAACACUGAAACAGUAUGUUAAAGAUUCAGUUAAAUGCUACAUUUUAUAUACCUUAUAUCCACCCAGGGUGUGAAGGACAUAGGACACACUAUGGUCUCAAGCAAGGAGAAGAUAUGUGGCCAUCACAUUCUUUUCCAAGUCUUGAUCAUGGUACAAUGCUGACACAAGCACAAAAGUCAUUUAUAUUAUAGAUAUUGUAGAUUAUAGAUUUAUAUUUAUUAUUAUAGAUAAUACAGUACUGUAGUCUGUGGUGAACUGCCAUCUCAUCCGAUGUGUAGUCCAGCCCUGCAUCCUGUGCCUGCUGGUUCAGGCACCAGAGGAUGGAUAAUACCUGUAAUAGGAGUUUAUUGCAGAUACUUAGCUGUAUGCUAUCGUCUCUGGAAAACAAUAUCGUAUUGUUUUUUUCAGAUUUAGACACUGCCCUUUCUAGUUCUGGUACUGCUACUGAUGAUAGCAAUCAUGAUAAUAACGUUUGAGGGUUGAACAUUUCCUAUUCUUUCCCUUGGGGCUCAAGUCUGAUUCACCAGUCGGUCCUAGUCGGCUCUGCAGGGUGUCUGCAACAAAGCAGAUAAUUCCAUCAAAAUUCCUUCUUGUCAGUGAUGGGGAGAUGCACCAUAAAGAGGGCAGGUUUCUCUGGGACAGGUUGACAUGGGGAUGGCCUCUUGGUUUUAGAUCUGGACUGUGUAAAUCUUUACUUGUUGUUCAGAUCAAAACCUUUACUGCAUAAUGCCUUGUGAAAUAAUCAUUUACAAGGAUUUCUCAGUGCUUGAGCAGAACUUUUCACCUUUAAAUCUCUGAUUUGGUAACACAGAGGAAAUAGGAAGAUUGGGCACCAAUCUUUUUUCUAAGAAAGACUAUAAUUUACUUACAGUAUCUCAGUGAAAGCCUAAGAAAACUUUUUUUUAAAUAAUGAAACAGGUUUUUCACAAUUUUAUUGAAAACAUCCUUAUCAAGAAAAUGUUAUCACAUUUCUGUUAUCACAGAGCUCUCUAGAUGCCUUCUGUAUAUUUUUACAGGGUAAUGAUAUAUUAAAAAGAAUGCAUGUCUACAAAUUGUGUUUUUGUCUAUAAAUUGCAGAGGACCUAUUCUAAGAAUAGUAGCCUUCUGCAGUACUGUUUGCACACAGCAUUGUGCUUAACAUAAAGGCAGCAAAUCCAAUA
Messenger RNA from Lepisosteus oculatus (spotted gar), 3426 nucleotides. RefSeq names its product mitochondrial transcription termination factor 2 (gene mterf2). The record is from RefSeq and is a predicted model, not a curated record. Gene Ontology annotation, biological process: regulation of DNA-templated transcription; termination of mitochondrial transcription. NCBI's taxonomy places the organism in Eukaryota, Metazoa, Chordata, Actinopteri, Semionotiformes, Lepisosteidae. Gene Ontology annotation, cellular component: mitochondrial matrix. Gene Ontology annotation, molecular function: double-stranded DNA binding.